Octopus sinensis (East Asian common octopus) is the source of this 1819-nucleotide messenger RNA. RefSeq lists its product as uncharacterized. The transcript has 18 exons. NCBI's taxonomy places the organism in Eukaryota, Metazoa, Mollusca, Cephalopoda, Octopoda, Octopodidae. Bases 229 to 1746 code for a protein of 505 amino acids. The record is from RefSeq and is a predicted model, not a curated record.
AGCUUCCUCUCCCACUUCGACACGUCAAAAAGAACAAGCACGCACACACGUACAAAGGAGUGUUUACAGCUGACGAGACAUCACGUACUUACGGAAACUAGCUUAUUCUGAAAGAGGGCUUUAUAUGUACGUACAUACAUAUGCAUACAUACAUAACUUAAACACGCACAAUAAGCAGGCAGAAGUUUUCAAACUAAAUAUUUUUUUAAAACCAAAGCCACCGAUGACAUGUCGAUAAUUUACCUACAAAUCUAUUUCGUAACAAUAGCAUGUAUUCUUGGAACAGGAAUUCUUGGAUUGCCUGUGACUUUGUACAAAUCAGGAUUUUACCCUUUCUUGAUAUCGUUUCUGACGACGUUUUUCUUUCAAGUUCUUUUAAUUUUUAUCACUGUGGAAAUACUUCAGAGAGCCUGUAUUAAUCAGUUUCUGGCUUUUAAGGAAAGUCUUGAUAAAGAACUCCACGAUGCACUUCAGAAUAAAAAGGAAGAAAGUGAAUCUAGUGAAGAUGAGGAUAACCUGCACAACCACUUCAUCACUCCACCUAAUCUUCACAUGUUAAGUGAGAUGUUUCUCUGCAAUGGAGUACGACACAUUUUUGAUUUCCUGGCUGUGUUGCAGCUGUCUUCAGUAUUGAUUGGUUAUUGUCUGGCUGGUAGUGAAUCAUACUCUGAAAUACUACAUAUAGAGAAAGUUUAUAUUAUGCCUGUCUAUGUCUGUGUUCUCUCAUCAUUUAUAAUAUUUGCACUCCAUUUGAUUAAACCAAUUGUAUCAUUUCUCACCCUCUUGAAGGGUUUGGCAUUUGCUUUAACUGUGAUAAUAACUUGCAUUAUUGGCUUCAAAAUCCGAGAGAAUGUUAUUGACGACUACCACAAUAUUGGCAAUUCUUUCCUCAUGGGAACUGUCGCAUUGGGGGGAACUAUAUAUGUGAUGCCAUUUCUUUACAAAGAUAUUGUGCAAAAUAAAACAGAGAUCAGGAAAUAUUUAUUAGCUGUACUUUCUGCACUGACUACCUGUACAAUCUUAAACAUUCUUUGGUGUUGGUCAGUCCUAAGUAUUGUGCCUCAGCUUGACUUCUGCAGCAAUUCAGCUGUGAUACCACAUUUUGUGGGAAACAACACAUUGACAACUCCUGACUAUUGUGAGUCUUAUAUAUCUUUGGAAAAAGCUGCAAGUAAUGGUGAAAUAUCAACAACACCUUUGGUGAAGCUUAUAAAACAAAGAUACCAAGAAUAUGCCUGGAUCUCUACACUAAUUGAAAUCUUUAUUGUGAUCAGUAUAUCUGUUGCUUUCCUGACAUUAGGAACAGCUUUACAGGAUAUUGUGUCUGGAAUAAUUCACUCCACAUUCUUUCAACAGAGAAAUAACAAUUGUUUACCUGUUCAAUGGCAAACAGAGAUGAGAGAAAAAAUAAUUAAAAAUAUUUCAACUGGUAUUUUAUUUGGAAUUAUUUUCCUCAUUGCAAUAUUCAGCCUUAAGAGCUUUAUUACAGUGAUGGAAAAAGUCUCUUCAUUCGCGUUGAACACAAUAAAUAUUUUAUUAUUUUUUAUGUACACUCAAUCACGAAGAGGCAAGAACAGCAAUGUGGAAAUUCCCCUACCAAUACCAAAAUGGAUGGAUAUUAUAAACUAUUUGUUGCCAGUAUAUUUUGGAUUUGCAGUAAUUUAUGAUGGGUUUGUUACAACAACAGAUUACUUGGAAUCUCUUAAACACAAUAAAACACAGCGUGCUUUAUAUUCUCAGCAAUAAAUUAAGACAUUCCACAUGAUAAAUCAUUGCCAAAACAAUUGUCUUCCUCUUUAAUAAAAAUUUAUUUUUAAAG